Exophiala aquamarina CBS 119918 is the source of this 2340-nucleotide messenger RNA. RefSeq names its product Cullin 1. Gene Ontology annotation, biological process: SCF-dependent proteasomal ubiquitin-dependent protein catabolic process; protein ubiquitination. The record is from RefSeq and is a predicted model, not a curated record. The coding region runs from base 1 to 2340 and encodes 779 amino acids. Lineage: Eukaryota; Fungi; Ascomycota; Eurotiomycetes; Chaetothyriales; Herpotrichiellaceae. Gene Ontology annotation, cellular component: SCF ubiquitin ligase complex. The transcript has 4 exons. Gene Ontology annotation, molecular function: ubiquitin protein ligase binding.
AUGGCUCCCGCCACCACCACAGCGUCGGCUCCCGCUAAUCGGGCCCGGGAUGACCUGGACUCCACGUGGACUUAUCUGGAAAAGAGUGUCAACAAUGUCAUGACCAAACUUCAAGAGGGCCUCGACAUGAAGACUUAUAUGCGAGUUGCCUUGGGCGUGUAUACUGCUGUCCAUAAUUUUUGCACAUCUCAGAAGGCAGCAACUAGCGCUUCAUCUCCUAGCCAGCCUACCCUAAGUUCAAACCACCGUGGUGCACAUCUCCUGGGUGAAGAACUUUACCAGCUUUUAGGAAAAUAUCUUACCGAACACCUUCAAAGCGUUCUCGUAUCCUCGGAAUCACACACCGACGAGGCUCUGCUCACGUUCUACAUCCGCGAGUGGAAGCGAUACACCGACGCUGCCAAGUAUAACAAUCAUCUCUUUCGGUACCUUAAUCGACAUUGGGUCAAGCGAGAAAUCGACGAGGGCAAGAAGAAUGUCUACGAUGUCUACACCCUUCAUCUGGUGAAGUGGAAGGACGACUUUUUUAAGGCCGUGGAAUCCAAGGUCAUGGCGGCUGUCCUGCGAUUGGUGGAGAAACAACGCAACGGCGAGACCAUCGAUCAACUUCAGAUCAAAGCAAUCGUCGACAGCUUUGUAUCACUUGGCUUAGAUGAGCUUGACAGCAGCAAGUCUACCCUUGACGUCUACCGCUUGUACUUCGAACGACCCUUCAUAGCUGCGACAAAAGAUUAUUACACCAAUGAGUCCAGACGGUUUGUUGCAGAGAACAGUGUCGUUGAAUACAUGAAGAAGGCUGAAGCCAGGCUCGAGGAGGAGAAGGAAAGAGUAGGACUUUACCUGCAUCCGGAUAUUAUGAAGAAACUCAUGGACACUUGUAAUGAAGCGCUCAUUGCAGCUCACUCUGUUCUUCUUCGAGAUGAAUUCCAGGUCCUUCUCGAUAACGAGCGCACGGAGGAUCUUGCUCGGAUGUACAAGCUGUUGUCGAGAAUCAAAGAUGGCUUGGAUCCUCUCCGCAAUCGUUUCGAAGUCCACGUUCGGAAAGCUGGUACUGCCGCCGUCGAAAAGGUUGCUGCUAAUGGCGACAACUUUGAGCCUAAGGUCUAUGUCGACGCGCUCCUUGAGAUUCACGGCAAAUAUCAGCAGCUGGUCAAUGUCGCUUUUAAUGGAGAAUCCGAAUUUGUAAGAUCCCUCGACAAUGCUUGUCAAGAAUUUGUCAACCACAACCGUGUUUGCAAAUCCAACUCUACACGCUCUCCGGAAUUGCUUGCCAAGUAUGCCGAUCAACUCUUGAAGAAGGGAGCUAAAGCCGCCGACGAAUCCGAACUUGAGGAACUUCUGGUACAAAUUAUGAUUGUCUUCAAAUACAUCGAAGACAAAGACGUUUUUCAAAAAUUCUACUCUCGCAUGUUGGCCAAGCGUCUGGUUCACACCAGCUCUGUCUCUGAUGAUGCUGAAACUAGUAUGAUCAGCAAACUCAAAGAGGCCUGCGGUUACGAGUAUACCAACAAGUUGCAGCGAAUGUUCCAGGAUGUGCAAAUCUCCAAAGAUCUCAACACUGCCUACAAGGACUGGCAUGACAAGAUCUUGGAAGACAGCGAUGAAAAGCGAAGUGUUGACUCAACCUAUCAAAUCUUAGGAACAGGUUUCUGGCCUCUCAAUGCCCCCAACACUCCCUUCGUUCCUCCACCUGAGGUUAGCAAAGCUAUUGAAUCAUUCACACGGUUUUACGAUCAGAAGCACAAUGGCCGAAAACUUACCUGGCUAUGGCAGUUGUGCAAAGGAGAAAUCCGUGCCAAUUAUAUCAGAAGUCAAAAAGUGCCCUACACCUUCCAAGUCUCCACCUAUCAAAUGGCAAUUCUCUUGCUAUUCAACGAUGCCGACAAGCUUGAUUACUCAGAAAUCAAAGACCUUACAAAGCUUACUGAUGAGACAAUUGAGCCAGCCAUUGGUAUUCUUUGCAAGGCUCGCGUCUUGCUUCCCACUCCUGAGGAUGGCAAGCCCGCCGAUGGAACCAAGUAUGCUCUAAAUUACAACUUCAAGAACAAAAAGGUUAAAAUCAACCUCAACAUUCAGGUCAAAUCUGAGCAGAAGGUGGAAUCGGAAGAUACCCACAAGACGAUUGAGGAGGAUCGAAAGCUGCUGCUUCAGGCUGUCAUUGUUCGAAUCAUGAAAGGCCGAAAGAAGCUCAAGCAUGUCCUCCUGGUCGAAGAGGUCAUCACACAAGUCCGCAAUCGAUUCCCUCCAAAGAUUUCUGAUAUCAAGAAGAAUAUCGACGCUCUUAUGGAAAAGGACUACAUAGAGAGACUUGAUAAUGACGAGUUGGCAUAUAUUGCAUAG